Aaosphaeria arxii CBS 175.79 is the source of this 723-nucleotide messenger RNA. RefSeq lists its product as uncharacterized. The transcript has a single exon. NCBI's taxonomy places the organism in Eukaryota, Fungi, Ascomycota, Dothideomycetes, Pleosporales. The record is from RefSeq and is a predicted model, not a curated record. Bases 244 to 612 code for a protein of 122 amino acids.
GUGACUCCUCUGGGUAAAUUGCCCAGGAGUGCCUGGGCAAAGAUAGCACAAAUCCUUGAGGGAACUGCCUUGUCUGGUCCGUCCGUUCGUUCAUUCGUUGGUGCUGCUGUACGUUAUGUUCAGUUGUUCGUUCAUCGCUCCGCUCGCUCCUCGCAUCAUCCCACAGUGUGUGCGAGUGCGAACGGUGACUGGUAUGCCCCACGGAGUUACUGCGUAUACUGGUGUUGCUGCUCUCUAAUCCAUAUGGGCUUGCCCGCUUGGUAUGAGCACCAUAACAAAUCAGUAAUGCUGUCGGUAGACCACAAAGCGCCGUUGACGUCUAUUGGCCACAUAGCGUGUUAUGUCGCGGUGCUCGUUCUGCUGCGUAACGUUGUCGGGGCAAGACACAGAGAACGCACACCGCCUUGGGCUGGCAGCGACCGUACGGUAUGUCCGCAGCGGUACCAUCCAUCUAUCUCUCGGUUGUGGUGUGGCAGUCGACGAGUCCUGGCCCCUUCCACCAACCAUGAAAUCACGGAUGGGAUUCCAAAUCGGCGGGCUCGCGCGUUUCUACCCUACAGUGGAAUCAAUCCUACCUAUCGCCCUAUGACCCUAGUGAACCACCCUUGCUAAACACGGUCACAGGGUUGUGCUCGCAGGCUCCUUGAGGAUGGGUUCGCAAACUUGCACAAGCAAGAGCCAGUUCAUUCAAUGAAUUUGAAGAACGAAGCACGAUGCAUGCUA